Closterium sp. Yama58-4 is the source of this 1551-nucleotide messenger RNA. The record is from the annotation of a GenBank genome assembly. NCBI's taxonomy places the organism in Eukaryota, Viridiplantae, Streptophyta, Zygnematophyceae, Desmidiales, Closteriaceae.
AUGUACGUCGUCUUCCCAGCAUCACCAGCGUUUCACUCUCUGCCGGGCCCACACUGCGGAGCAUUGCAGCAGCUUCCGGACAGCAUUGCGGUGUUACUGCCGCGUCUGCGUGAGCUGACCGUUGCCAGGUGCGAGGCCUUGGAGGAGCUGCCGGAGGGUGUCUGUUCCCUGAAGCACCUCGAGACCUUAUCAGUCAUCGAAUGCGACCAAUUCCGCUGCCUGCCUGAUAACAUCGGGAGAUUGUCUGCCUUGACAACUCUGCAUCUGGAUCAUCUGACGCUGGCGAGCCUGCCUGACUCCAUCUGCCAGCUCAGCUCCCUGGAAACCUUCUUUCUGCUCUCGUGCGACUCAAUUGAGCUGCCAGCAGACUUGUGCUACCUCACAGCUCUCACGACUCUCUGCCUGGGGGUGAACGCGGCACUUCCAGCGGACAUAGGACGCCUGAGUAACCUUCACACGCUGCUUCUGAGAGAGAGCAUGUCGCUGCGGCAUCUCCCGCGCUCGUUAUCGGAAAUUGCGUCGCUGACGAGGCUUGAGCUGCACGCGUGCGAUGUGGAGGAGCUGCCAGAGGGCGUGGGGUCGCUCAGCAAUCUGCGCGAGCUGCACGUGUCGUCCUGCUGUGAGCUCACGGCCCUUCCAGCGUCCGUGACGUGCCUGACUGCCCUGGAAGCUCUCUCUCUUGCUAACUGCGAGAAUCUGGCCUCCGUGCCUACAAGGCUGGACGGCCUGACGCGGCUCAAACGGCUGGAGGUUGCCCGAUGUGACAUGCUGACACGGCCUCCUCUAGUCCUGCCGGCUUCCAUUGAAUGGCUGAGGUGGGGAGGUUACAGGCAGGCCACGCCUCUGCCAGACGUCUCCAUACUGACGGGGCUUCGGACUCUCCGCCUGGACAUAGUUGCAGUGGCAUGUGGGGUCGCUGUGAGCAGGAGCCUGUCGCACGUGGAGCAUUUGCAUAUGUCAUUGGGAGGCGAUGCUGAGGAGAUUCCAUUGGCCUUGACGUUCCUCUCCCACCUGCGCACGCUGGUUAUUGAGUGCGCGUGGAGUCUCCAGAGGCUGCCGGCCGAUAUCGGGUCAGCACUGCCGCAGCUGCGGAAGCUGAAGCUGGCAAAUGCGGACGAGUUGAGGGAGCUGCCAGCGAGUGUGACGGCGCUGCAGCAUCUGACGUCCUUGGGGGUUCACGACGCGCCCAACCUGGUUUCUCUUCCGCCUGCCAUCGGUGCCUUAUCCCGGUUGCGCGAGCUGCUAAUCGGAUCCUGCAAGCAGCUUGAGCAUCUGCCUGCCUCUCUCACCCAGCUUACCCGCCUGAACCAGCUGUCCAUUACAAACUGCCCCAUCCGCUCCCUAUGUCCCACCGCUGCACAGUUCCAGUGGCUCAAAUCCCUCAAUUUGUCAGGCUGUGUGCAGCUGAAGGCAUUGCCUUGGGAUUUGGGUGAGGUGAAGGCACUGCGGGUAUUGAAUGUGGAUGAUUGUAGGCUUGUGAAGGACAUGGAUGGGUAUGUGGUCCCCUGGAGCAUCUAUGAGGUGUAUGGGCUGAGAUUAUUCCUGGGCUGA